AUGAACGACAUCCUAUCUCGCGUUGGGAUGACUGAUUGCAAAGCUCUAGCCACGCCUGCUGCUGUAACUCAACCAGUCGCACCAUCACCUGAGCCGUUUGACAAUCCGACACAGUAUCGUCGUAUAGUUGGGGCACUGCAAUAUCUUACAAUUACCCACCCCGAUCUCUCCUUCUCUGUCAACAGGCUUUGUCAGUUUAUGCAUUCUCCAACUGCCGAUCAUUGGGGUCUACUAAAGCGGGUGCUGCGGUAUGUCAAGGGCACUCAAAAUUAUGGUCUUCGGUUAUCCUCCUCCUCGUCUACAGAGUUGCAUGCUUACUCCGACUCUGACUGGGCCGGCCGGCUGUCUUGUGGACCGGAAGUCAACUAG
Molecule: messenger RNA, 369 nt
Organism: Ipomoea triloba (trilobed morning glory)
Lineage: Eukaryota; Viridiplantae; Streptophyta; Magnoliopsida; Solanales; Convolvulaceae
Exons: 1
Coding region: 1-369 (122 amino acids)
Source: RefSeq, a predicted model, not a curated record